Molecule: messenger RNA, 2097 nt
Organism: Penicillium cinerascens
Lineage: Eukaryota; Fungi; Ascomycota; Eurotiomycetes; Eurotiales; Aspergillaceae
Gene: faa4
Product: long-chain fatty acid-CoA ligase FAA1
Exons: 2
Coding region: 1-2097 (698 amino acids)
Biological process (GO): long-chain fatty acid metabolic process; long-chain fatty-acyl-CoA metabolic process
Cellular component (GO): lipid droplet; plasma membrane; endoplasmic reticulum
Molecular function (GO): long-chain fatty acid-CoA ligase activity
Source: RefSeq, a predicted model, not a curated record
AUGUCGAAGCGCGACCUCCAUAUCCAGCCGCGCAUGACCAAGAGGGGCCCCUUCUCGGUCGAGGCGCCCGGCUACGAGCCCGUUGAGGGAGAGACCAUCCCCCGGCGGCACCCGUCCGCGAAGGACGGUCUGAUCCUGCGCCCUUCUGAAGAUGUCGCGACCACCUAUGACAACUUUCGCCGUUCCGCUCGCCUGUACGGAAACAACAGGGCUGUCGGCACCCGCAAGCUGAUCAAGACCCACACGGAGAACAAGAAGGUCAAGAAGAUGGUAGAUGGCGUUGAGCAGGAGGUGGAUAAACAGUGGACCUACUUUGAGAAGAGCGGGUACACCUACAAGACCUUCCUCGAGUACGAGCAGCUCUGCUUGCAGCUCGGCAGCGGCCUGCGCAAGCUCGGCCUCGAGAAGGACAGCAGGGUUCACCUCUACGGCGCGACGAGUGCAAACUGGCUGGCUAUGUCACACGGCGCUGCAUCUCAAUCCGUCACUAUCGUCACUGCCUAUGAUACCCUGGGUGAGGACGGCUUGAAGCACUCCCUUAAGCAGACCUCUAGCACUGCCAUCUUCCUCGACCCCGGUCUGAUCAAGUCUCUGACCAACGUCCUGAGUGAGGUGCCCUCUAUCAAGUUCGUUAUCUACAACACCGAUGACGAGGUGACGCAGGCAGACCUGGAGAAGCUCAAGACCGACUUCCCCAACGUCUCGGCGCUCAGCCUCGAGGAUCUGCGCAAGAGCGGCGAGGAGAACCCCGUGGACCCCGUGCCGCCCAAGCCCGAAGACCUUUGCUGCAUCAUGUACACCUCUGGCUCGACCGGCCCGCCCAAGGGUGUCUCUUUGACCCAGGCCAACGUGAUUGCCGCUACCGCCGGUGUCAACGAGAUUGUCGGCCCGUACAUCGGCCCCAAGGACUCGCUGCUCACAUACUUGCCCCAAGCGCAUAUCUUGGAGUUCAUGUUCGAGAAUCUGUGCCUGUUCUGGGGUGGCUGCAUGGGCUACGGUAACCCGCGUACUCUGUCGGAUGCCUCUAUGCGUAACUGCAAGGGUGACAUUCGCGAGCUCCAGCCCACUAUCCUGGUUGGUGUUCCGGCCGUCUGGGAGUCGGUGAAGAAGGGUGUCUUGAACAACCUAAACAAGAAUAGCAUCAUCAUCAAGAGCAUGUUCUGGGGUGCUAUGGCUGCUAAGAACUUCCUGCUCAACAACGGCUUCCCUGGUGCGGGCGUCGGUGCUUCAAUCCUCGACGCUGUCGUCUUCAAGAAGCUCAAGGAGGCCACCGGCGGCCAUCUCCGCAUUAUGAUGAAUGGCGGUGGUCCCAUCUCCAAGGACACUCAGCGUUUCCUGUCGAUGGCCAUUGCUCCCAUGAUCAGUGGUUACGGUUUGACCGAGACCUCCGCCAUGGGUGCUCUCAACGACCCCAUGGCGUGGAACCCCAACGCCCUGGGUGAGAUUCCCGCGUCGGUGGAGAUCAAGCUCGUCGACUUCCCCGAUGCCGGAUACCUCACCAAGAACACCCCUCCUCAGGGUGAGAUCUUCAUUCGCGGUGGCAGUGUCACCUCGGGUUACUUUGACAACGAGGAGGAGACCAAGAGCGCGUUGACCGAGGACGGGUGGUUCAUGACUGGCGAUAUUGGCGAGUUCGACUCGAACGGCCACCUGCGCAUCAUCGACCGCAAGAAGAACCUGGUCAAGACUUUGAACGGCGAAUACAUUGCUCUUGAGAAGCUCGAGUCUGUCUACCGCUCGUGCCCCGUGGUUGGCAACAUUUGUGUCUACGCUGCCGAGGACCAGGACAAGCCCAUCGCCAUUAUUGUGCCCGUGGAAGUGGCCCUGAAGAAGAUCGCUAGCGAGAAUGGCAUCGAGGGUGACACCCUUGAGACUCUCGUGCACAAUGAGAAGCUCCAGCGCCUGGUUUUGCAGCAGCUCCAGAGCUCCGGCCGCGCCGGUGGCCUACGUGGCAUCGAGAUUAUCAACGGCGUUGUUCUGUCUGACGAGGAGUGGACUCCGCAAAACGGUUACAUGACCGCGGCCCAGAAGCUCCAGCGCAAGAAGAUCGUCAACACAUACAGGGCCGAGAUUGACAAGGCCUACAGGAAGAAAUAA